Psilocybe cubensis is the source of this 1323-nucleotide messenger RNA. RefSeq lists its product as uncharacterized. Bases 1 to 1323 code for a protein of 440 amino acids. Lineage: Eukaryota; Fungi; Basidiomycota; Agaricomycetes; Agaricales; Agrocybaceae. The record is from RefSeq and is a predicted model, not a curated record. The transcript is spliced from 3 exons.
AUGGACAAUUUACUCCAACAGAUGCCUAAGCCCAAACUCUACGGUACCAGCAGAAUCAAUCUAUUGUCACAGAAGGCCGUCGCCGUGUAUGAAAUUGAAGAGGCAAUCCGCAAGCUUGAAGGAGCAUUUAAUAUGUUUCUUGAAGCGGAACCUGAAGCCUCCAAUAGCACCAGUAUUGCUCUCAACAAACGCGUUCUUACCGCUCGCAUCUCUGCGCUGUCUCUAAUAGUUUCUACCCUCUCAGAGGAUGAAAUAGUACAAACCAGGAACUCUCCCGCAACGCCUGACUAUAAACUCGCGGAAAAUAUUCGGCCUUCAUUAGACAUUCUUGCCAAAACGGACUUCCUGGAGAACGAAUCUUUACCAGCUCCAGGAACGCGAGCUUCAUUUGUACCACUUUCUGAUGCUGUUGACGCGUUGGCAUCUGCUCUACUUGCUGGUGUUCAUAACCUUGCCAAAAAUUCUGACGUCUCUGGAAUAGAUAUCAACAAAACUGGCGAUGGGGCCCGUUCUGAGCAUGAACACAGGGAUUUCAGUGACAUUGGUGGCAAAAGAAGUCAAUCUCCGAGGCCCCGGAUGGAACGACCCGAAACAAACAGCAUUGUUCGUCGUCCUACACCAUCCAACGCUUCUGCCACAACAACCUCUGGUCUAACCGGUGUCACUGAUCCCGACUCAACUUCUCCAAUGACGUUCCCCACUUCCCAUGUGCGCACAAGCGUUGAGAUGCAAGUGGAAGACUUAAAGCAGUCUCUCGUGUCUAGUUCCCCUUUUUCGUCGCAAUCUAUCUCUUUGGCGUCAACUCACCCCGGUUAUGAAAACGCAGGAUGGACAACUUUGCCAUAUUUGUGCAACACCUCUGCCCCUUAUUCACCCUCUUCCAACAUAUCGUUUAUAGUUGGCCCAAUACAGGCCUCUGUUGCUAUACCCCCCAAAGUCAAAAUAUUCGAUCGGAGUGCUGGCUCAUCCUCUGCAAACUCUGCCUCUGUUGAUGCAAAUGAACUCUUACCCGGUCAAGGUGAGAAAAACAGUGUUCGCAGUUCUAGGGAUAUUUUUGCCAGUAUAAAACAAAUCCCCCUAACUGUGCCGUCUCCGGUUGUAUCUGCGACUUCAAAAGGGCGCGUCUCUCGGACUAGGGUUUCUGUCUCGCCUCCUCAAGCUCUAGAUACUCCGAAAGGAAAGGCUCGUGUAUCUGCGACCAAGAAAAAGAUACCUACGAUUCAGAAUGAGUCUAACGACGGUGGAAAAGAGACCAGCCCUCGACGAAGCUCGCGUUUAAAUUCGAGCAAUAGUCCGUAUGCCCGACCCAAGUCACCCAACUAA